AGAGGUCCCGAGCUCGCUCGCACUUUCAGUUCUGUUUCCUGAGUGCGCGCUUCCGACAGUUUUCUGCGGAAAGCCCCGUUUUGAGAUUACUGUGGCGAACACGAAACUCCCAGUGGAACUCUAGUUCGGGGACACACAGGUUCUGGACACGUCUAUCUAUUCCAGCUGGAAUCUUGCUCCAGGCAUUUCUUCUGCUCUUGAUACCUCUGGCAGCUGUUGAAGGAAGGAAUGGCAGAGCAAGAGGUGGAGCAGAUCCACCAGCUGCCUGACUCUGAGGAGGAGGAAGAGGAGGACCAGCAGCCUCAGCGUGUCUCUGAAAAACCAGCGGAGGAGGAGACAGUGAAACCAGCGAAGCAGGACCCGGAGGAGGAGACUGAGGAACCAGCGGUGGAGGAGGUGGAGAAACCAGUGGCGGUGGAGACAGUGAAACCAGCAGAGCAGGACCCAGAGGAGGAGCCAGAGGAGGAGGAGCCAGAAGAACCAGCAGUGGAGGAGGUGGAGAAACCAAUGAUGGAGGAGGAGGAGGAGGAGGAGGCAGUGAAACCAGCGGUGGAGGUGGAGGAGGCAGUGAAACUAGCAGUGGAGGAGGUGGAAAAACCAGCAGUGGAGGUGGAGGAGGAGGCGGUGGUGAAACCAGUGGUGGAGGAGGUGCUGAAACCAGCGGUGGAGGAGGUGGAGAAACCAGUGGUGGAGGAGGUGGAGAAACCAGUGGUGGAGGUGGAGAAACCAGUGGUGGAGGAGGUGGAGAAACCAGCGGUGGAGGAGGUGGAGAAACUAGUGGAGCAGAAAGCGGGCAAACUGGUGGAACUGCAGCCGUCUGUGGAGAAACCUGCAGAACCGCCAGCUGAGCAGCAGCAGCCAGUGGUGUGUGAAAAUCUGGGAGCAGCAGCUGCGGAGCCGAAGCAAGAAGAGGCCGCUGCUCCUUCCCCUGCUCCCGGCUCUCUGAGCUUCCCCUUCCUGGAAGAGGAGAGCACCAAAAUGGCCCUGCGUGCUUCCCGCACCCUCUACAUCCUCCUGGGGCUGCCCGGGGCGGGCAAAUCCCACCUGGCCGCCGUCAUCCGCGAUCGCUACCAGGACUCGUGCGCGGUCGUCUCCGCCGAUGACCACGGCGUGAAGCCCGAGCGGUACGGGGCGUCCGCAGACGCGCACAAGGCCCUGGACGAGGCGGUGGCGUCCUGCUGCGCCUCCGGCAGGGUGGCCGUGGUGGUGGAUGACACCAACCACACCAACGAGCGGCUGGCGCAGCUGGGCGAGCUGGCCGAGGAGCACCGCUACUUCGCCCUGUUCCUGGAGCCCCGCACCCCCUGGCGCCGGGACCUGGACCAGCUGCCGGGGAAGACCCGCCGGGGCCUGGACAAGGGCCAGAUCCAAGGCCUGAGGGCCUCUCUGGAGGCCGCCUGCUACCCACUCUACUUCGGCUGGUUCCUGCGCCACUCUUUCCGAGAUGAGCUGGAAGGCCUCGCCAAGGACCUGCUGAAGACCCUGGACUCCUUAGAGGCCUUCAAGAAGCACCUGAGCGACUUUACCGCUGAGGGCGAGGGGGCGGUGAACCUGGAGGAGUACUUCCAGCACGAGGGCCCGGUCCACUGCACCACCAAGUUCUGCGACUACGGCAACGCCGACGGCGCCAAGGAGUAUGCGGAGAGCCAGGUCGUGCAGCAGCGGUUGGGCUCUGUGACGGAGCUGCAGCUCCAGGCCCUGUUUGUCACGCCCCGCACGCUGGGGGCCCGUGUGGCCCUCACCCCGGAGCAGCUCCAGCUGUGGCCCACUGACGGCGAUGGGGGGGUCGGCUCCGCCCUGCCCCCGGGCAGCCGCGCCCACAUCACCCUGGGCUGCGCUCAGGGGGUGGAGCCGGUACAGACCGGCCUGGACCUGCUGCAGAUCCUCCAGCUGCAGCAGCAGGGCCAGGAGGGCGUGCAUGUGGAAGACCUGGAGCUGGGGCCGCUCAGUUACUACGGCAACGGCAUCUGGGUGCUGAGCCUGCGUGAGCCCAGAGUGGGCCCCGCCCUGUUCUCCUGUUUCCAUGGCCGCAAGAAGCCCGAGGACCUGAGGAAGAAGAAGCCAAAGUGCACCCUCCUGUGAGGGAGCUGGGCUGCAGGGGCGACUGUGCAGAACCAGACUCUUCUUCUGUGGUAUGGGUGGGCCGUGUUUCGGGUGCUUAGUUCUGUAGUGUGGAGGACCGUACAGAAACGCUCCAUUAGCUUUGUGAUAGCUGUCUGUCAGCAGCGCCACCAGAGGCCUUUGGACCUGCAGUUACCCUGCAGUUGAGAUGUACAUCUCUCCUGUCAAAGUCCUGCAUUCCUUUGUGCUGUAACCACAACCAAUUAAGCUUCCAACUUUGUGUCAAAUGCAUACGAACCAGUGAACCACAUUUCAGGGGUGGUUGUAUCAGCCAAAAUAUUGCCAAACUCAGAAACAUACAUGGUGUUUUUAAAUUAAAGGCUUUGUGGGGGAGACCUGUGUGAAUUCAAACGUUGGUAAUAUUUUUUCACAGAAAAUUAAAGAAAAUAGGUUUUGUUGGGUUGGGAUGGCAUCUGGCAUUGCCCAAAACCUCCAUACAUACCCGUACAUUACUGAAUUUGAUUGUCCACACUAUUCAGGGGAUUGGAGGGCAUAAUGAGGUGCCUUUUCUCCUUUAAAUGAUAGAAUUUGCACUAGUAAAUAUUGGCUGUCCCCUUGAGAGAUGAAUAACAGAGGUGAAUCUAUUAUACUGUGAUGCUCUAUUACACCAGUCUUUAAAUGUCUGCUUGCAUUUCAUUUUUUCACGGUUGUAUCUUGCCAUGGUACGUCACGGGGACACUGGUCAUUUUAAAUGGGGGAAACGGUACGUCAUGGGGACACUGGUCAUUUUAAAUGGGGGAAACGGUACGUCAUGGGGACACUGGUCAUUUUAAAUGGGGGAAACUGUAUGUCAUGGGGACACUGGUCAUUUUAAAUGGGGGAAACGGUACGUCAUGGGGACACUGGUCAUUUUAAAUGGGGGAAACUGUAUGUCAUGGGGACACUGGUCAUUUUAAAUGGGGGAAACGGUACGUCAUGGGGACACUGGUCAUUUUAAAUGGGGGAAACGUCAGACUGAAAAUUAAGAGGUCAUGUGCUGUGAGAAGCUGCACACAGUGCUGCUGUGCUUAAUGGGGGAGACACUGCCCCCCGUUGUGCUGCCUGUUGGGAUGUUGGGGGUUUGGACUGAGCUACUGUGCGCACACACAUCUCCUCCCUUCUGUGAGCCUUUGCACUUAUUUCCUCUUCCUGCGGCACGUUUCCUGCUGCUGUUGAUUACUCUGCCUUUCAUGUGUAGUGUUGUCCCACACAGUCAUGAGGUACUAAAGCUUGUGUAAUCGCUUUUCGCACUUAAUAAAGAAUGUUUGCUUGACUGA
Anguilla anguilla (European eel) is the source of this 3377-nucleotide messenger RNA. RefSeq names its product 2',3'-cyclic-nucleotide 3'-phosphodiesterase-like. Bases 229 to 2082 code for a protein of 617 amino acids. The record is from RefSeq and is a predicted model, not a curated record. Gene Ontology annotation, biological process: cyclic nucleotide catabolic process. The transcript has 4 exons. Gene Ontology annotation, molecular function: 2',3'-cyclic-nucleotide 3'-phosphodiesterase activity. NCBI's taxonomy places the organism in Eukaryota, Metazoa, Chordata, Actinopteri, Anguilliformes, Anguillidae. Gene Ontology annotation, cellular component: cytoplasm; membrane.